ACGGAGGGCGCGGUGGCUGUGGUGGCAGCAACGGCGGGCCAGGUCCGCUGGCCCCCUCCGAGUGCUACUUCCCCGCCCACAGCUGCGAUUCCGCACCUGGAAGCCGUGAGGGCAGGUGGGGAGACUCCUCCAUCUCCGCUGGGUCCCCGUCUCCUUCCAGUCUGACCAUUAAGACAUUGCGAGCAUCUCCGCCCCACCCCCCACCGGCCCUGGAGGUCGCUUUCCCUAAAAUGGGCCUGACGUCCUCCAUCGGGAGCUGUUCCUGGGCCUUUGGGGGCCCCUGGAGGGGUUCUCAGAAGCCCACCCCGCCUCUUCGCCGAGGAAACAGCGCGCGAGGGCGAUCUUUUGAUCUGACCAGAAAAUUAACCCGUCUCUCUCUGCCUUGCAGUGCGUUGCUGACUUGCCAUUCCAGAUCUUCUGCGCACAGAGGGCAGGAUCUGAAUGUCCUUCAGGUAUUUCUUACUAGCUAAGCAACACAAUGGAAACCCCAGCGAAAGCAAGUAAAAAGGAUACCCACGAUGGGCUGCCGAAAGAAGAGAGACUGUCUAUCAGUGAAGCACUUCUGCACUAUCACUUGCAAAUAAAGGAGAAUGUAGUAGAACGAUUGAUGGUGCAGAUAAAGAAUCUUAGAGAAAAGAACCAAAAGUCUCAUGACAGAAAUGGACGCUUAAAGGAUGAACAGAUUUGGCACAUACGGAACCUAAUAAAGGAACUGAGUGAAGAGAAGUCGGAAGGAUUAAAAGUAACAAGAGAGGAUGUCGAAACAGCAAUGAAAGAGAAGUGGAAGUUUGAAAGAGACCAGGAACAAAACUUAAAAGAUAUGCGCUUGCAAAUAAGUAAUGCUGAGAAAUUAUUUCUUGAGAAACUCAGUGAGAAGGAAUAUUGGGAAGAGUACAAGAAUGUAGGGAGUGCACAACAUGCUAAACUCAUUAUCUCCUUACAAAAUGACAUCAAUAAAGUGAAAGAGAAUGCGGAGAAAAUGUCAGAACAGUAUAAAAUCACUCUAGAAGAUGCUAGAAAAAGAAUAAUCAGAGACACUUUGUUGCAACUGGACCAAAAGAAGGAAUGGGCCACAGAGAAUGCCGUGCGGUUCAUCGACAAGGGCAGCUACCGGGAGAUCUGGGAGAACGACUGGCUAAAAAAAGAGAUUGCAAUCCAUAGGAAGGAAGUUGAUGUAUUGGAAAAAGCUAUUCAAGAACUGGAAGAAGAAAAUUUGGAGCUCAUUGAUCAACUAUUCAACUGUAGACUUGUGGAUCUCAAAAUACCCAGGCAACUAUAUCUUACCCAAGCUGCUGGACACGAAAUGGCACCUGUACAAAAGCCUUUGGAGUUGUCAGAAACAAAUAUAGAAAAGUCAAAACUGGAAUCCAUAGAAGAAACAAGUAGCAAUAAGAUGAGCUCAUCAGUUGCGUUUGGCGCUUUACCCAUUAGUCAUGAGGAUAAUAUCAGAUAUGACCAGCAGCAGAGCACAAGUAGUGAGAGCUCAUCCAUAGACUUUGGAACCUCUGACAUGAAAUACUUACUCUAUGAGGAUGAGAAGGAUUUCAAGGAUUAUGUAAACUUGGGCCCCCUGGAAGUGAAACUCAUGCGUGUGGAGAGCAAGAAAAUGCAGAUUCAUUUUCAAGAGAAGCCGAUUACAGACAAAUUAUUUGAAGAGGUCAAGGGCCCACAAGUCCACGUCACAUACAGAAUGAUGAGGUCUUUUCUCUAAGACUGAACGCUGCAAAGUAAAAACAGUUUUUCCUUAUAAAUUUUAUUUGGGAACUAAAAUAGAAAAGCUGCCCACUUUAUUUAUACUUUGGUCCAUUUUUAAACAAGUUGUUAUUUCUAAAGAUCAUUCCAAGAUUCAGCUAUCCAUUUACCUGCAUAGCAUGAGUAACAAAAAUGAAAGUACUAGAUAUAUUUUUAUAUUCAAGUAAUCAGAAGCAUGUCAGUGAGCCCAAGAUGGUCUCUGAGGUUCCCUACCACUUAAACAUUCCCUGAUUAAUCUAUGAUUCCAAAAUGAAAUAGUUCAAGUAGGAAUUUCUCUAAGAAAAAUUUAGAGGUUUGCAUAGCACUGACUACACAUCUUUCUCUCUGAGGAUGCUAAAUGGUAGCUAGCCAUUCCACAGUUCAAGCCUACUCUUCUUUAACCUUACAUUAUUUAUAAUGAAUAUAAAACAUUUCACAAAUAAAUUUGAGGGUAGUAAUUUGUUGUAUCAAAACGUUCCACCAAUAGGGAAAUCCCUCUUACAUUAGCUAUAUCAAGUCUAAAUGGCCUUGAGUUCCUGUCCAAGGCCAUUACCACUUCCCUCUUAUGGGUACCACAAACCAAGGCAACUAUGACUGGGCCUGAAUUUGACACCAGCAUUUUAUUUAAAGUCAAGAUCUACUUAUAAAGCUUUCUACAAGAAACAACUUAUAAGGCCACAGAUAGAUUGAAAGUUAAUAUACCAUGCAAACAUUAACAGAAAAGAAGGUGGUGUGAUUAACUAUAAAGAUGUGAAGGUAAGAAUUGUGAAGAGAAAUAAAGAAAAAAUGAAGAGCAAUU
This is a messenger RNA of Myotis daubentonii (Daubenton's bat), 2530 nucleotides long. RefSeq names its product coiled-coil domain containing 83 (gene CCDC83). NCBI's taxonomy places the organism in Eukaryota, Metazoa, Chordata, Mammalia, Chiroptera, Vespertilionidae. The record is from RefSeq and is a predicted model, not a curated record. Bases 479 to 1711 code for a protein of 410 amino acids. The transcript has 11 exons.